AUUACACGCGUAACCAAAACGCCGUUAUGGACGUUGUGGAUAUGCAUGAUCUAGAAACGGGUCGCUUGACUGAUCGCGGAUCGCAAGUCUCAGCCAACCUGAGUGGGUCUCACCAUGACCCAGUCAAGAAAAUGACGCUCUGCGAUGAGGUCGGAGGAUUUGUCUUCCUUCCCCGUGCCCGCUUGUAGCUUGUUGGAGCGAUAAAUCUACCCACGACCUGACAAAGAUGCCAACAUGCCGUCCUUGGGUAUGAGACCUCUUCGAUAAAUACCCAUCGUUGCUCGAGUGCUUUGUUUUGCAUUUUCGUGUCAAUAUGGGGAAGGGGGAGCUCGACCCCGCGAUGGGCUGUUUCAGACGACUGCUAGGUGUUGGGUUCGGUCGUCGCCACAGUCGAACCCAAUCUUUAUCCAGAACACCUCCGAUGUCGGACCACUCAACAGUCGCUUCGUCGCUCACAACACUGGAGAAGAACGAGCAAGCGCCGCCGUACUAUGCCACUCAUGCAUGUACUUUCUGUGGUCGGAACCGUUCUUCUUCUGAGGAUACGCUUCCUAUUCAAAGCAAGCGCCAGCGAGUGACCGUUCCACCGUACUCGACCCGUGCAUCUUCUGUGAAUGCGGAGAAUUUCCAUGACUUUCUCGGGCAGGAUAUUCUGAAGACUAUUGAGGCGAGAAUCGAUUCUCUGAGCCCUGAACUUCGCGAACUCAGUCUGGACAUAUGGGAACAUCCCGAGGUCGCCUAUGAAGAAAGACACGCUCACGAUGUUCUGACCAAAUUCAUGUCCAGCCAAGGUUUCACUGUUACACCUCACUACCUUGGGCUAGAGACCGCCUGGAAAGCUAUCUAUUCUCGCGGUGGGAAGAAUGGUCGAGUCAUUGGUAUCAAUUCCGAAAUGGACGCCCUUCCGGGAAUUGGUCAUGCGUGUGGUCAUAAUCUCAUCGCCGUUUCCGGUGUCGCAGUCGCAGUUGCUCUCAAGGCUGCGAUGGAGACACAUGAUAUCUCCGGAACUAUCAUUUUGCUUGGUACUCCAGCUGAAGAACAUGGUGGCGGAAAGAUCAAACUUCUCGAGCGUGGUGCGUACAAAGAGAUGAACUAUCGCUACGUUAGGUCCCACCCCAGCCCCGGACCUGCCAAUACCGCCCUCGUUGCUCCUUGGCUCGCCUUACAACCUCUUGAAGUUGAAUUCUUUGGUCACGGUGCUCAUGCAGCCUAUUCCCCUUGGGAAGCCCAGAAUGCACUUGAUGCGGCUUUCUUAGCGUACUCCAACGUGUCUGUACUUCGACAACAACUGAAGCCGACCUAUCGAGUCCAUGGUAUUGUUUCUGGCAAGGAUUGGGAACCGAAUAUCAUCCCGGACUAUGCCAAGAUGAGAUGGAUCAUUCGCGCACCUACCUGGGCAGAACUCGAGGGUCUUCGUGCUCGUAUCACAAACUGCUUUGAAGCCGCCGCACUCGCUACUUCGUGCAAAUGCAAGAUCAUUCUGGGAGAUGGUUACUACGAUGUUCGUGAGAACGACGUACUCGGUGAAGAGUUUUGUAAAUUCAUCGAAGAACAGUUCGGAAUGAACGCCGACUCAUCCAGCCAGACCAUACCGGCUUCAACUGAUUUCGGAAAUGUUACUUAUGCUUUGCCGUGCAUUACUCCUACUUACAACAUUCCCACCAAACCAAACGGGAGUAAUCAUACCCCUCAAUUCGCAGAGUCGGCCAAAGAUCCGGCCGCCCACAAGGUAGCAAUGACCGCUUCGAAAGGAUUGGCUGCUACUGCUCUCCGAGUGCUACAAGAUGAAGAGUUCUAUCAGCGGGUCGUGAAAUCGUUCGAAGGCGAACGAGCUUGAUUACACUUCACGCACUGCUGGAAUGCCAUGAAGUCGCCACUGACUUUGGCUGUUAAUGUCACAUGCACACUUUCAACCGUCACCUGCUUGAUGCACGUGUACUGCAUUCUUGUUUCCAUGUCGUCCGGCGCCGUCCUGAGGCUUCUGGUCUUCAUUGCUGGACUUUGGGACCAGAGAAUGAGGGCGGUUCUUGACCAUGGAUUGUAUAAUAUGUGAGGCAACUUGUGCUCGACUAGAGUUCAAAUGCUAGUUUCCGGUGACCCGAUCGAAGUAACCUGGAAGUUUGAAGUACCGCACCAGUUCUCGACUCGGACAACUUAUGACCGCACUACAGCCGAAGUCAGGGCGCAGUUCGGAAUGUUGGAGCUCCGAUAAGAUUAUGGCAUUUAUGAAGCUAUUACCAAAUCGAGAAGUGUCUGUCCUAAUGCGGAAAUGUUUUAGCCGUUCUUGCAUG
Somion occarium is the source of this 2291-nucleotide messenger RNA. The record is from the annotation of a GenBank genome assembly. NCBI's taxonomy places the organism in Eukaryota, Fungi, Basidiomycota, Agaricomycetes, Polyporales, Cerrenaceae.